Molecule: messenger RNA, 2116 nt
Organism: Durotheca rogersii
Lineage: Eukaryota; Fungi; Ascomycota; Sordariomycetes; Xylariales; Xylariaceae
Product: PQ-loop-domain-containing protein
Exons: 4
Coding region: 355-1398 (347 amino acids)
Biological process (GO): basic amino acid transmembrane export from vacuole
Cellular component (GO): fungal-type vacuole membrane
Source: RefSeq, a predicted model, not a curated record
AAGAAAGAUCAUCUCACCCGUCGACAGAAUUAACGCGGCCGAUAUCCGGUACGAGCUGGCACCAGGCUGAUAAGGGGAAAGCGACAGUCUGGAGAUCCCGGGACAGAGUCGGUAGAUGGAUGGAUUUUUAUCGAUAGCCGACAAGCCCUUUCCAGCUGACUCGCCCGCGACGCCUCCUCCCUCCGCUCUCCUCCUCCUUCUUCCAUACCUAUCGAGAGGCAUCCCACCUGACUCUCAUGACCGGAUGACUGAACUGGUCUCGCCUAGACCGAUCGCUCUUGUCUGGGCUCGACCCCUAAAACAUUGUCCGGGCCUAGUUUCGCUUCUCCCCCCCCCCCCUUUUUUUUCAUCUUUAUGUUCUCGCCCCCGAGAUCCCUUCUGAAAACGACGUUGAGUAGCCUUUUCUUCUUGGUCGCAAACGUCGUGACAAACCGAGUCGAUAUGGCCGCCAUGUUGCAGAAUCUCUCCAUUCAUGAGGCCGUCUCUGGGGUCUUCGGCAGCAUCAGCUUGACUGCAUGGAUAUGCUUGCUGCUCCCUCAGCUUAUCACGAACUAUAGAGCCCAAAGCGCCGAGGGCCUGUCCAUGGCAUUCUUGGCUGUGUGGCUCUUCGGCGAUAUUGCAAACCUGUCUGGUUCCCUCGUGACCGGGCUUGCGCCGACCGCCGCGGCGCUGGCUGCCUACUUCUGCCUCUCCGACGUCAUCCUCAUUUCUCAAAGCCUCUACUACAAAGCGAUGAACGCGCGGAGGAUCCGUCGCCGCGCCCGAUCAGCCGUAUCCGAGACUUUAGAGGACGAGCCGCUCCUACGACCGCGCAGGCCGUCCUCCGUCGGCCUCCCGGGCUCCCACCGUCGCCACUCUGUGCACCGCACCGAGUCUAGCCUCGACCCGAUCAAGCGAAUUGUUACCGGCGAGGACGAGACCCCAGAUAGUAACCCUUGGUUCCACAACACCGUGAGCGUCGCCGCCGUCUACGUGGUUGGCGCUACUGGCUGGUUUAUCUCGUACAAGAUGGGGGCGUGGGAGAACUCGGGCGGGGACAAUGGUGCAAGCACGCCGGCUGGUGAAUCGCCGACAGCUGUUAUCGGAGAGGUUCUCGGGUAUGCGAGCGCGUUAUGCUACCUAUGUGCCCGAAUCCCCCAGAUUGUGAAGAACUACCAAGAGAAGUCCUGCGAGGGCCUUGCGCUGCUCUUCUUCCUUCUCUCCCUGACCGGGAACCUCACGUACGGCCUCAGCGUUUUCAGCUACUCCUCGGAGCCGGCAUACGUUAUCAAGGCUAUCCCGUGGCUCCUCGGCUCGUUCGGGACCAUCGUCGAGGACCUCAUCAUAUUCUACCAGUUCCGGAUCUACGGCGCCCAAAGCCCGGUAGCUAAGCCCGACGGCGCCGAGGAAACGGCGUAAGAAGGGGAGUGAGGAGGCCAAGAGGAGUGUAUCGCCGUCGUAAGUCUUCUCAUUUUGGGGGUUUGGAUUCGCCCAUGCGGCAUUCAAAUAAGGUAUAUGGUUUAUCAUCACCGGCUCGAGCGAUUGAGUCGAUCAUGGGUGGUUGCAUCCCUCGGGCGUUACGCGUCGGUUUUUUUUUUCACUUCUUUGGGCCGUGCCUCCGCCUGGGGUCAAGUGUACAUGCAUACGUACGGAGACUGACUCGCCUAACCUGGCCUGGGUGAGAGGACGGGUGGGUGUGUUCAGUAGCGGAGUUUGCAUUCUUCUUCGGGAUAGGUCUGCUCCCCUUACUAAAGUCCGCAGUAUGGGGACGCACGUGGGAAUAUAAAAUAUCAGGGUCGGAUGACGAACUGCCCCCUCCUAUCCUCUCUCUCCCUGUGCCUAUCCGUCUGUCUAGCGAUCUUGAGGGCUAGGGUAGGCUGAUGUUGGUGUUGGGUUAUUCUCCGCUUUCGGGUCAUGCCAUACCACACGUUCGGAGGCUAGGUAGGUAGUUUGCACGACUUAUAACAGUAUACGGUAAGAAUACCGUAGUUGUGUAUUCGGUAGCGCUUCCAAGUACCUAAGAUGCCCACUCGGAGAUAGGUACCUAGCCUUGAUUAGAUCGCGAUGUUUACAUCGAUGUUUACAUAUAUGCUUAGGCACCUGGAGGUUCUGCUUUCACGAAAUCCAUGGUUAUCUU